Messenger RNA from Rhopilema esculentum, 2773 nucleotides. NCBI's taxonomy places the organism in Eukaryota, Metazoa, Cnidaria, Scyphozoa, Rhizostomeae, Rhizostomatidae. The record is from RefSeq and is a predicted model, not a curated record.
CAUACACAAAUGUUUGAAUGUGCAUUCACAUUUUUUAAAACUGCGUGCACAAAAUUAUUGAUUUUUUGCUGCAAUGGUGUGCCAUACAGCCAGUCCCACAUCAGCUUUGUCCUUGACGUAAGGCAUCGAAAGAUAGCUUUACGUAACUUUUGAUUUCUAAAAAUCAAGAAAACAUGUUUCCUAGACACUUAAGAUGAAUAAAAUUGCUUUGACUAUAAGUGGAGUUAAUUCAAUCAAUCGAUUUGGUAUCUACUUCAAUUCCCUCAGUAAAAUGAAGCUAAAUUUUUGUAGCAGCUGCUAAAAGAUGAAUAGUGUCUGCGAAACAAAAACAAAACAAAUGUCGUGUAAGCAAUUCUCAAAAAUCAUGUAAGCAUAUUAUAAGUGUUACUUAUCAGUCGACACCAACUGAAAUCUAUAGGUUAAGCAAAAACGAUAGGAUCUGCUCGAUAGAAUCCUACAAUCAAGAUAUCCAAAAUUUUGUUCUUGUAAGGGAUUUCAGUCUGUAUAAAAGGUUUAUCAAUAGCCAAAUUCAGUUGCAGAAGAGUACUACUUCAAUCAGCAGCUUUCAAGGUAAGUUAUUUUUAUAUCUCACUUUCUAUAUAUUUGCUACUUUAUGUUUUUCUAUGUUUGUAAUAGCUCGUUUGAUAUAUUGGGUGAGAAGGGGGUCUUUCAUCUACGAUGUUUUGGACGUCAUCGGUGUUAACUUGUUGUUACAUUUCAAAAUAAUGAGUUCCUUGACAUAUAACUAUUUUAGAUUUCUCCAUAAUUAAAAAUAACAGUCAAUACGGAAUAUAUCAUGAGGCAUCUGAACAAUCAAGCUAAAUUUUCGGGCCUCUUUACAAUGAAGUGUGAUUGGUUGGGUUAACCAAGCGUAAUCUGUUUUUCUACAUAAGUCAGGGUGUUAAUAAUAAUCUUUAGCUCUAAGAUUUAAGCUUAAGGUAGGAAAACCUUUUCUUAGACCUAUUAAUAAGUCAAGCUAAAAGAUUGUUUAGAAAAUGCUAUUGUUUAGCUUGCGGUGAGAUCUAAGUUAAGAUUAAGCUAAAAAAUGAAGACUUAGGACUGCCAAGAUCCUCGGUUAUUCUAGAAAAGAUGACUGUUGAAUAGAAUCUGCAUCGACCACUUUUAAUAAUAUCAUUCUAAUAACAUAAUUUUAAUAUCACUCUUGAUUCAAUCCAGGUAAAAACUUAUUAUAACUAUGUCGAAACUGUUCACAAAGCUAACAAAGAAAGAUAGCAGUGAAAGAAAGGAGAAGAAACGCGAAGCAAAAGGCAGCAGUGGUAAAGAUGCUGCCCCAAAAUCUGACGUCAUUUCCGCAACGAUACUUGGAGCAGUUUCAGAUAGCAAAGCAAUUUUAACAUUAAGUAGGACACUAAAGAGAAAUUCGGUGAUACAUAUUGAUAACCACGCCAGUGUAACUGGAACACAGGGGGAUGAUGAAGCAACAAAUACGAAGUCAUUAUUGGAUUAUCUAAAGAGACCAAACACCAAUUGCCUGGUUGUCGUAGGCUCGCCCGAGCUGCAAAAGGUUUUCGAUGAUAGCGGAAACAGUAGAAUACAUAUAGCAGGAGGAAACAUUGCUUUCUGUGCAAAGACAUUAAACGCCCGAUUACGAGAUGAAGCUAAGGCAAAAAUGAUCUUAAUAUCAUUUUCUGAUCACCCGAAAAAUAUCCCAAAAUGUUUUAAAGGCUGUGAAUGCUUAAUCCUAAAAGAAAGCCAGCCAGAAGCUGAAAUUUCAAGAUUGAAUACAGAAAAGCUUGUCAGUGCGUUGAGGAGAAAAAGUGGUCAUAUGGGCAUAUCAACAAAGAGUUCUUAAGUUAUGACGUAAUAAAACAUAUUUAUAGUAUUUUUAACUUGAGCCAUAUGACCUGAAAGAGCAUGGCAGAAUACCGCGGAGCCGGGGGGAGGGGGAGGACUGGGGGCUACAGCUCCCUCCUUUUGAAAAAGCUAAAGAAUCAAGAAAUUGAACACCAUUCAAGCGUCUUUUAAUUCGGUUUUACCCCCCCCCCCCUCCGCCUCCCAUUUUCUCAACGCUUCACAGUGCCUGCCUAAAUGUGGGAAAACAGCUAGAGGGGUUUCAAAUUGGCUGCAACAUGGCAGUAUGAGCACAGGCACUUUCCAAUCAAAUCAUUAUAAUUUGGUAUUAGUUAUAAAAUGGAUAAUGAACUGGAUCAAAACAACAGUAACUACUGGCAAACUCUUUGUUCUUUCACUUGCUUUACUCUGUUCUUUUAGUUAAUUUGCGACAGAUAUAGCUUAUUUUUCAUGAUGCUAUUUAAGCUUAUUUCGAAGCUUAUUGAAAGCUUAUUUCUUGAAUGUCAAGAAAAUGCUCUUUAACGUUCUGAAAUCAAAGACAACAAUUCUAAAAGUAUAAAAAUAUAAUUUCCUGAUGUCAAAUUUUAGGACUCGUAUGUUACUAAAUAGUUGGUAUUUUUAUGACUUCAAGGAUUAGCACUGCCGACCAUUUCUUUGCAUAACUAACUGUACAUAUUUAAUUAUCAGUAUAAAUUAUAAAUGACGAGCUACGGGCGUCAACAUCACCUGCGUAAUUAAACCUCAUCAAACAGACAUCCUGAAUCACUAACAGUAAAAGUUAAAAUGUGCAUGCAAACAAGAGUAUAUACUCUCUAAAAGCUCUCUGCAACAAAAGGCCUUGAGCGAAUUUUACGCGACAAGUUCAUACCUCGUCAUUACAAUGAACGACCGUUUGGACGAAUCAGCUUCAUGACCCAAAUUAUGGUAGCAGACAAAAACAGAAUUUAAUAUUGUUUGAUUG